Penicillium waksmanii is the source of this 201-nucleotide messenger RNA. RefSeq lists its product as uncharacterized. NCBI's taxonomy places the organism in Eukaryota, Fungi, Ascomycota, Eurotiomycetes, Eurotiales, Aspergillaceae. Bases 1 to 201 code for a protein of 66 amino acids. The record is from RefSeq and is a predicted model, not a curated record. The transcript is spliced from 2 exons.
AUGACCCGCCAACUCUUGUGGUGGGAAAGGGUGGAUGCUUUUGUUGGCUGGUUGUUCGUUGCAGCCGCAGGACUAAUGUAUGCUGCUAUCGCGGGGCCAUUUCGCGGCCGCUCAGGAGCAUCAAACUAUCAUCAUCAUUUAAUCCAAGCGGCAGUUAAGAAAGUAUUGUACCGCACUGUGGACACUCUCAGGCAAGGCUAA